GUUCAUGUGGUGUUUAUGAUUUGAAUUGAAUACCUGUUUUUUUUCAUAUUUUAGGGUGCUGUUGUUUGGUGUCAUUUCAGUGGUUUUGGCUGGUGCUUAAAAGGUGAGAUAGGGAUAGAGAGCACUGAUUGUAAUUAAAAUGAGAAUUUUAUUUAAGACUUUUUAAUUUAAUUAAGACUUUUGGAACUGUGAUGUAAGACGGAGUUGUGUGAAUUGCUGGCUGUGCAUGAAAUCUAUCUGGAUGACUAAUGUUUACUUUGUUCAACCCACCCAAAAUCAAAUAAUUCAGACCAAAUACAUCACUCCUUAUCCGUUUCAUCAGGAAGUACGCAGCUUGUGCAUGGUCAUAUAAACUCUUAAACUUGUCUGUUACCUGUUUUUUGUUAAGUGCUACUUUACAGAUACACAACCCAGCCACACAGCCAUGCGUUUCCUGAUUUUCAUCACCUUCUCUACCCUGGCCUUGGUUGCCUUGUGUCAUGCUCAGUGCUUCUUCAAGGAGCUGGAAAUCACAGACAUCAAUAACCCGCCCAAGGGUUGCAAGGACGCUGACGGUGUGAUGCGGAAGUUCGGGGAUUCGUGGGUGAAGGACUGCAACGAGUGCUCUUGCUCUGCCGAGGGAAUCGGCUGCUGCAGCAAGAUUGGCGACAUGUUGGAGGCCCCCCCAGACUGUGAGGUUGUUAUCAACAAAGAACAGUGCACCGUGAAAAUGGUGAUGAAGGCAGAUAAAACUAAGGAAUGUGUGCCUGUCUAAACUGAACUGAAAUGAAAACAGUGGAGGGCAGUCUAUACCAUUUCACAGUCUACAUUUGGUUCUCUUCUAGUUAAUGUAAGAAUACUCAAUAAAGCAACAU
Messenger RNA from Megalops cyprinoides (Indo-Pacific tarpon), 854 nucleotides. RefSeq names its product beta-microseminoprotein-like. NCBI's taxonomy places the organism in Eukaryota, Metazoa, Chordata, Actinopteri, Elopiformes, Megalopidae. The record is from RefSeq and is a predicted model, not a curated record. The transcript is spliced from 4 exons. The coding region runs from base 425 to 754 and encodes 109 amino acids. Gene Ontology annotation, molecular function: peptidase inhibitor activity.